UAGUCACGUUCCUUAUUCACUCCAUUCAUCUGUUUCAAUUUGAUCGAAUUCAAAGUGUUUGUUGCGGUGAAUCCAAGGUAGCGUUGUGCGCAUUUGUUAUUUUUGAUUUAUGAAAGCAACAAUGAUCGAAGCACUGAAAAGACAUUUGGCGAGCCGAAAGAUUGCGCCGAUCCUCAAAAAAUUAGAGGAAAAGAAUGAAGACAAUUCCGAGAAAGCAUUGAAGUUCUUAUGUGUCUUGGACUAUGUCACGGAACAAAAUGGAUUUUACAAACAAAUGGAUGAUCACCCAAAAUUGUUGCAACAGUUGAUGAGCUUCAAUUCAUACGAGUCAUUCAAGUACUAUCACUAUCAUCUCAACAAAAAUGUGUCGAAAGUCAUCGGAAAUCGCAUUUUGCGUUGCAAAUUUUGCGAUUUGAUUGGGCCGUAUGCAAUCAUUUUAAGCCAUACUGCCAUCAGCCACAACGUCCACCUUGGGAUCAAAAAGUGCGCAUAUUGCAAUCGCAUGGAUCUUUUGGAUCAUCCAUUGGACACGUGUUACAGCAAUUACUUGACAAAGUAUGCCAUCGAUGAAAAGAACGUUGCAAAUUCAUCGGAAUUCUUCGUCAUGUUGAAGGAAAUUUCGACAAAGCUCGGCGUGCUGAUCACCCGUACCGAUGCCUUCGGAGGUAUUGGUAAAUCGAAAAAAGAGUACGUGACUUGCAAAAUCCCAGGAUUCCCAAAUACCUGCACCGUUUUUACAGUACCUCGCGCAACUAAGAAAAAAGUCAAAGAUAAUAACUUGAAUAUUAUGUUCAAGUCUAUGGUUGAAAACAUGUACGGUGGAAAUGGAUUAUCGCGGCUGCUCGACAAUGAGCCCGAUGAAAUCAAAGACGAGAACAAUGAAGAGAACUGUGAAGCUGAUGACGCAAUCGAUCCAUUGAAUCCGAUACACAAUGAACGUGAUCCAUCCCCGCCGAUCAAUCGUCAAGUCGAUGAAACCAACAAUACUGAUGCUUCUGCUAAUGAUGAUGAAAGCACGUUUUCCAAUCGUGCACUGGCAACAUCAAAUUCUGCUCUGGAAGAACACUUGCAAGAUUCUCCUUCGCAUGGUGAACCUGGUGCAAACGGUAAAGAAAUUGAUGUAAAAACCGAAACAGAUGCAACAGACCAAUCGCCAGUUUUCGAGUCAGUGUUCUACCAAGGCUUGGAGCACUGUUUGAAAAAAUGUCCACCCGAAAAACGUGCAAAGUAUGAAUCGCAGCUGCUAAAAGAAAUCAUCGAUUUGACAAAGAACGAUUGAAACCAGACUGGAAUGUUUUCAUCAACUACUGCAUCGUGACAUCAUCAUUUAUUUGCAAGUUUCCAAAGAGUUUAAAAGCAAAAAAAAACAAUAUUGUAUUUGUAUGUGAUUUGAAUCAAUUUUAUUGUUUAAGUAUCACAAAUUUCAUCAAUAUUAUAUAUGAACAUUCAUUUUUUCGAACACUUUAAUAGGCUAAAACUACUUAAGUUUCAUCAAAAUAUUUUAUGUUCUAUGAAAAAUCGGUCAAAACUCAAUUCUUUUUAACAUUAAUAACCGAAUUGGUCAACACAUUUGGAAUCACUUGUUAGUUAUCAUUACUGUAUUUCACAUUGUUUUUAAAGAAAAUUCCAAAAUCAAUUUAAUAAUUUAAUUCUAAUCACAUUGUCCAUAAACAAAAUUCUAAACGCAAUUCAUAACUUUGCCGAAGCCGAUCCAAACCUCAACAUUUGAUUAUACCAUUUGUUCGAAUAAUAAACAAAAAUGUUUUAUUGACAUUGUUACCAACAGAAA
Molecule: messenger RNA, 1789 nt
Organism: Sitodiplosis mosellana (orange wheat blossom midge)
Lineage: Eukaryota; Metazoa; Arthropoda; Insecta; Diptera; Cecidomyiidae
Exons: 4
Coding region: 110-1279 (389 amino acids)
Source: RefSeq, a predicted model, not a curated record